CAGUUGCAGAUUUUGCUCUGUUGGUAGCCUGAAACUGGUGCCAGCAGCAAACCCGCCAUGAGGGCCCAGAGCAGCCCUGGAAUUAAACUGGGGAGAUUGACGAGCAAACCAUGUCGUUAAACUACAUCAAAAACUUCUAUGAAGGAUGCCUCAGGCCUCCUACGGUGAUAGGCCAGUUCCACACCUUGUUCUUCGGCUCGGUGCGGAUGUUCUUCCUGGGUGUUCUUGGCUUCGCCGUCUAUGGGAAUGAGGCUCUGCACUUCAGCUGUGACCCCGACCGCCGAGAGCUCAACCUGUACUGCUACAACCAGUUCCGACCCAUAACACCUCAGGUCUUCUGGGCGUUACAGCUGGUAACAGUGCUUGUUCCUGGGGCAGUGUUCCACCUCUAUGCUGCCUGUAAGAACAUUGAUCAGGAGGAGAUCCUAGAACGACCCAUCUACACUGUUUUCUAUAUCAUUUCUGUUCUUCUGCGUAUCAUUCUGGAAGUCAUCGCCUUCUGGCUACAAAGCCACCUCUUUGGUUUUCAGGUUCACCCACUGUACAUGUGUGAUGCCAGCGCUUUGGAAAAAGCCUUUAACGUGACUAAGUGCAUGGUACCCGAACACUUUGAAAAAACCAUCUUCCUCAGUGCCAUGUACACCUUCACUGUGAUCACCAUCCUUCUCUGUAUUGCUGAGAUAUUUGAGAUACUCUGCCGGCGGCUUGGUUAUCUCAACAACCAAUGACACAAACACACAAGCACGCAUGCACACACACAAUGACUAAGGGUGUAAACAUACGACACAAUUUCUGCCAGUUUUGGCUCAUUGUUAGCUGGACUUUCAUAAACAGGAAGCUAACAUAAGAGCAAAACCUCACCUGUGGUCCAUCUUGAGUGAGUUGCACCAGGAAAUUUGAGAAUGUGCAACAGUGUCAGAGCUGGCAAAUCCGAAAUACUCUCCAGGUGUUUUUGCCCUUCACUGUAGAAUGAUCCUGGUCGUAUUUCAGAUACCAGUGGGUCUGUACUGGCUGUGUCCAAAGGUCUUGUAUGGACGUGAUGGCCAGAGAUUAUGUUCCUCCUACUGAACCGUUAAGGAAUGGGAUAGAAAGAUUUGUGGUUUUCUUUUUUUUCUGCAUUAAGACUGAAAGACAAGUGUCAACUUCAUGGUGCUACAAAAAACUGUGACUUCAAAAGUCCAAUUUGUUACAAAAAUGGUGGCCUAUAACAGCCUGAGGAUCUUUAAAAUCCUAUUCUUGGAGUUGUGCACAGUUGUACCUCAUAUCUGACACGCUACAGAAAAAAUCAGCUGGAAAUAUUAGCUGCACACAUUUUUCUUAGGGACCUUGCAUGCUCUAAAUGCAUUAAGAUUCAUCUAUUCAACUUGAUGUAUCUUCUUUGGGCUUUGUUCACUUAUGGAGUGCCAACAAUGGACCUGAACAAGUCCAUUUCAGGAGGAUUCACAACUUGCAGAAAGUCUUGAUUAAAAGGCUUAAAGUCUUUAUGUAAUGUCACAAUACUCGACAAUGCAAGUAACUUAGCUAGUCACAUAAUUUAGUAUAAAGUGCAGAUGAAUGCUACAGUCUUGCUUGUUUUCUAGGUGCUGAUCAAAUAUGACAAGCAGACUAUAGAGCUGGUAACAAAUCAUCACCUGUGUCACACACAAAGAACUGUGAUCCGGUAACCUUACCCAAAGGCGAAUGAAUUGCAGGUGCGAUUGCUCGUGAUGCUUGUAUAUGUGACAGUUAUCACUUCCAAGAUGUGCCUGAUAUUUCUUCCAGGCUGUUCUGCCCUUUACUUCUAUGAAAAUGAGCGCCACAACUUUGUUGUGAAUUUUUGAUGGAGUUUUCAGGCUUUUCCUAUGUAAGAUUGGUGGUUCUUAAACAACUUUUGACUUGACUGCCAAUCCACUGCACCACAAAGUUUAAACACAUGGCUGAGUUUACCUCCAUGAAGGCAUCUUAGAACAACUGUGUAUCUUGACAUAGAUUCCAUUACUACAAUGGUUGCAAAGUAGUAUUUUAUCAUUUGAAUACAAACAUCACCCUAAAGUUACAAUUUUCAUAUGAAAUGGGUUUGAUGUAAUAAGCUACAAAAAGAAAGGAACUAAAUAUUUCUUAGUGUAGAUGUUAAAAUUUUAACAAAAAAAACAUAGAAGUCUUAUUUAAUUUGGAUAUAAAACUGCGUUGGAAUGAGAAUGUUUUAAAUUUUUAACAGUGCUACAAUUUGCAAUGGUUUUAAAUUAUCUGAAAAAGUAUCAAUUCCUCCUAAGAAGAAAUAAUGGGAAUUUUAUUGUGAAUUGGGUUUGAAUACAAAUGUACCAACAAACUGGUCGACAUCCAAUGAUGAAUUGUUGGAGGACAUAUACAGCAUUGUCCUUGCUUCACAAAAUAUUGAACUACCACCUCUAAUGUGUUCCGGCAUCCAAGGUGAGACUGAAAAGGUCUCAGCUGGUUAAAAAGGUAUCACUGUGUAGUAAAGUUCUCAACAGACAUGGACAUGAUCUGAUUGUAAAUGUGAAGCUUUGAGAGUUUCAAGGCCCUAUUGCUCUCACAAUAUGAUAAGCAGCCCAGUGAAAAUUGAAAGUAACUGCUCAUUCACUUCAGAUAUAUUAGAAUUUUUUUUUUCCCAUGUCUGAUUUUGAGCUUUCUCUACUGUGGAACUUAUCAAGGAUGUCCUUUCUUUUUAUAUCACCACCUCUUAGCUUGAAGUAUUGAUACUCUUUGUAAAUUUGCCUUUGGUGUCACUGUCGAUGUAUUCUGAAAAUGAUUACCUCUCAUGUUUUGUAAAGUUUCUUGUUUUUUUUAAUCAGACAUCCAUCCAACUUUUGUUAUGAAGUUUUCAGCAAUCUGUUUAUCAUCUCAGGUACAAAAUUGCAUUACCAGACAAAAGUGGAUCAAACCCUCAUUUCAAACCCUUUUAAACCCUUACAUAAGCUAUUCCAGGCCCGAGGGACCACUCCAAUUGAUCCCAAGCUAUUGAUCUGGUGAGUCUGGAGGAGUUUAAGAGGGUUUGAAACAGGUAUGUGACUCCUUUGGUUUUGGUUUGUCUACAUUCUGGUAUCUGUGAGUGGAGGAUGGUUUUAAAUUUUGCCUCUUAAUGUUCUGUCACCAAGACCUAGGCCUUGUUUACAAUAAUUGAAGAUGUAGAAUUCCAUUCAAGCAGGAUGAGGUGUUUACUAGCCCACAGUUACUGAUCCAGCUAGCAUAGACAGCUUUUAUGGCCUCAUAGAUGAACUAGUUAGCUGGCAGUUAGCAUGCCAGCUACAGAAGUUUGCCAAAUGGCUCUAAAUACAUGUAAAACAUGGACGUAAACCCCCUUGUCUGAAAGUGCCUUAAACCUGCACUGUCACACACUGCACUGGUGUGACUCAGCUUGUUGCAAAUUUAUGUCUCAUUGUAUAGAAAUCUAUGAAAAAAUGACUCUACUUCUCACUUGAUUUGUUACCACACUAAACAUUUUUCUAAUAUGUUUAUGAUCUUAAUCACUAGUUCCAAGGCUCCUUCAACAAAAUAGGAUGUUCUUUUUGUAAAUUAUGGCCCCAUUUCCAAUUAAAUAGAUGAUGAAUCUGGCAUGUUUUAGAGAUUGGGGACAUUGUUAUUGACAAAUCUUGACCAUGCAGGCAUGUAUAGUGUCCCCGAGUUCUUAGACAGAUCCACCUCUAACUUGGCACAUUAAGUCUCAACAAACCAAGAUGGCAACAACCAAAUUACAAACUUUAGAAUGGUAGUUCACAAACACAUAGGUGAUGUGACAGUGACUGUGUCUAUCUUUUAUAUACUAGCCACUGUCUGUAGCAAUUAUCCUGGCAUCAAGCCUCUAGCAAAGUCAGUUUCAUAGGUAUGUGUGGAUGUCCUGUUUGCUGGUGUGACCAGGCUAUCAUGCUAAUUUUAGUAGCAUCUAUAAUCGUGGCUAUAUAGAUCAAGAGGCAGGCCAAGGAAUUAAAAAAAAACAAUUAAAUUCUCAAAACAGUAUAUUGCUCAGGUUGGCUAGUGUACGGGUUUUGUCUUUUGUCUCAUGAUAAAAGUUAUUCCACAGGUUGAAACAUCUGGGCUAGUCUUGGUGAUGGGCUUAUUCACAUUUGUACAUGAAGCUGUGCUUAAAUAUCUUAAAAUGAUUAACUUAGAAAGCACCAAAAGAAGAAUGAGUCAUUGAUAAUUGACAGGAUUGUAAAGUUCUAACGAAUAAUUAGUCAGAAUGGACCUUUUUGGGCCUUGUGCAAAUUUUAUGAUACACUUUACAUUUCAGUACAGUUUUUUUUUUCUUUAAAUAGUGCAAAAAUAGUUCAUUUGAUGAAGUCAACUCCAAACCACUUACAGUAAAAUGUCAACACAGAGUUGGCUUUUUAUGGCACCAUUGAAAUUACUUACAUAAUCAAGGAGUUUACUGUUUAUAUGUCUUGAUGCUUCUAUUGACCACUAAUAUCGGUGUCACUGAUGAUGUAUCAUACAGAACACUCCACUGCAAACACAACUUAAUUUGUAUAUCUUUGAUUUUUACUGAUGUUACUACGUUAGUUGUGAAAAUGGAGCUGAGACUCUUUAUAUUUUUCAUCAACUGCUUGUCUCUGUAUUGAAUUACUUUUGUCCUUCUUGAAUGUCUACAACUUUGCAGCUACGUCAAAGAAAAAGAGGCACAUUUUAUGACUAACGCAAAAUUAUUGAGUAACGUGUUUGUCUGAGUGCUACUGUUUACUGAAGGUGACCAGUGAUUCUCCUAUUUGUUUUGUCUUGAGAUGAUUGAUUAAACAUGUCCUACGAUUGUC
Amphiprion ocellaris (clown anemonefish) is the source of this 4745-nucleotide messenger RNA. It is a transcript of the gene gje1a, whose product is annotated as gap junction protein epsilon 1a. The record is from RefSeq and is a predicted model, not a curated record. Gene Ontology annotation, cellular component: connexin complex. The transcript is spliced from 4 exons. Gene Ontology annotation, biological process: cell communication. Lineage: Eukaryota; Metazoa; Chordata; Actinopteri; Pomacentridae. The coding region runs from base 111 to 728 and encodes 205 amino acids.